AUGGCAUCUUCAAGGUCGUUAGGUCUUGGUACCUGGUCACUUUUUGUGCUUUCGUUUGUCUCUUAUGCCUGGGCCUUUUACAUCCCUGGUAAGCUUCGUCGACACAAGACUAGGGUAACUCAGCCGAUACUGACUUUGCUCUUCUCUGAUAUAGGAUACUCAGUCACUCGGUACAAUGACAAAGAACCAAUCCCCCUCCUUGUCAACAAGAUUUUCUCCGACCAAACGCAGCUCCAGUAUGCUUACUUCGACCUCCCUUUUGUCUGCCCCCCAAGUGGCAAGACUCAUGGCGGCUCGCCCUUUGGAUCUGGUCAGAGCAUAUCACUUAAUUUAGGUGAAGUGCUGCGUGGCGAUCGUAUCAUGACCUCCGAUUUUGAGCUCACCAUGGGCAAAGAUGUGGAAUGCCAAGCACUCUGCACCCGUGAAGUCACUCGCUCAAAUAUCAAAUGGGCUCGGAACCUGAUCAAGGAGAACUACGUGAUUGAAUGGAUUGUGGAUAAUCUGCCUGGCGCAACAAGCUUUGUGACCGUUGAUAGAAGCCGAAAAUAUUACGCCUCCGGAUUCAAGCUGGGUUACCGUGAUAUUUCCCCUUCUACGGGCCAACACCGCUAUUUCAUCAACAACCAUUUCACAAUCGUUAUCCGCUGGCGGAGCGCACCGGAAGGGGGCAAGGUGAUCAAUGGAUUCGAAGUAUAUCCAAAAAGUGUCACCUCGGCGGACCGCCAAGAAGGCGGUUGUCCAAAGGACAUUCACUCGGACCACGAAGGACUCGGUCUGUACAUUGCACCCGACAAAUCGAAGCUUAAGGAGAAAUACGCUGGCUUGUCUUACAUCCCAGAGGAUGACGAUGACGAUGAUGACGGGUCCACCUUGAGCAUCCCGUACACCUACUCGGUUUACUUCCGCGAAGAACCGAAGAUUGAUUGGGCUAACCGUUGGGAUCUGUAUUUCACCAACCAAGAAGAAGGCUCAAUGACACACUGGCUGGCGAUUGUCAACUCCUUGAUCAUCUCCACCGUACUAGGUGCCACCGUUUUUGUGAUAUGGAGUCGGACCGUACAAGGCGACAUCAAGGGCCGUGGCGAUGGAGCUAUGGAGGAUCGGAAACCAAAGGGCCAGUCCCACCGGAAGCGUUCAAGAGAGAAGAAGACGGAGGGACUGUUGGAUAAUGCCGACGUGGAAAACGACGCAGACAUGUCCUCUGACGAUGAACCUCUCGAGGACACUAGCGGCUGGAAGCUUCUUCAUGGCGAUGUUUUCCGAAUCCCCGCCUACAGUGGCCUUUUAGCACCACUUGUUGGGUCAGGUAUGCAGUUGCUAUUUAUGGCAACUGGUUUGCUUGCACUUAGUUGCCUGGGAGUCUUGAACCCAAGUUUCCGCGGUGGAUUUGUCAGCGUUGGCAUGGGACUGUUUGUGUUUGCUGGUUUAUUCUCUGGUUACUUCUCCGGCAGACUCUAUAAGACCUUCAGUGGAACCGCAUGGCGAAAGAAUACCUUGAUUACCGCCUUACUUUUCCCCGGACUGACAUUUUUCCUUAUCUUGAUCUUGAAUUUGUUUGUCUGGACUCAGGCUUCCAGCACGGCGAUCCCGUUCGGCACCUUGGUUGGCCUGCUUGCUCUUUGGUUGCUGAUUCAGGUUCCCCUCGUCUACCUUGGUAGCUGGGUUGGAUAUGUGCGAGCUAAGCCUUGGGAGCACCCUCUGAAGACGAACGCCAUUGCCCGCCAAGUUCCACCCCAGCCAUGGUAUCUGAGUGGCCCUGCCGGCCCUCUUUUGACAGGAUUGGUUCCAUUCGCCGUUCUCUUCAUUGAGUUGUUGUUUGUUUUCAAGAAUCUCUGGCAGGACAAGAGUGGCUACUACUAUGUGUUUGGCUUCCUGAGCGUAGUAUGUGCAGUUCUCAUGGUCACCAUCGUCGAAGUGACCGUCAUUGCAACUUACAGCCAACUCUGCUCCGAGAAUUACCACUGGUGGUGGCAAAGUUUCUUGACAGGUGGCAGCAGUGCCUUCUGGAUCUUCGCUUAUUGCAUCUGGUACUAUAUGUUCAAGCUGCACGUCACUGGAUUCGUUUCUACCCUGCUGUUCUUCAGCUACAGCUUUCUCGCCUGCACAGUGUACUUCUUGCUGACUGGAACUGUCGGAUUCCUGGCUGCAUAUGCCUUUGUGCGUCGUGUCUAUAGCGCGAUCAAGGUUGACUAA
Penicillium verhagenii is the source of this 2193-nucleotide messenger RNA. Its product is annotated as transmembrane 9 family protein. The transcript is spliced from 3 exons. Gene Ontology annotation, biological process: vacuolar transport; protein localization to membrane. The record is from RefSeq and is a predicted model, not a curated record. NCBI's taxonomy places the organism in Eukaryota, Fungi, Ascomycota, Eurotiomycetes, Eurotiales, Aspergillaceae. Gene Ontology annotation, cellular component: Golgi apparatus; membrane. The coding region runs from base 1 to 2193 and encodes 730 amino acids.